Molecule: messenger RNA, 2282 nt
Organism: Tilletiaria anomala UBC 951
Lineage: Eukaryota; Fungi; Basidiomycota; Exobasidiomycetes; Georgefischeriales; Tilletiariaceae
Product: putative ser/thr protein phosphatase 2A regulatory subunit A
Exons: 5
Coding region: 387-2153 (588 amino acids)
Biological process (GO): protein dephosphorylation
Cellular component (GO): protein phosphatase type 2A complex; cytoplasm
Molecular function (GO): protein phosphatase regulator activity
Source: RefSeq, a predicted model, not a curated record
AUCGCACGUCGCGAACGUCUCGAUAGCAGGCUGAAGUACACGGACGUCGAGCAAGGUCAGAGCCCGCUUGCGACCCGCCCGCCUUUCCGCCAUCGUCAAGCUACUGUUGUCCGCCGCGUUCGAACUUUGAGCAUCCCAGCGGUCAAGGCGAGAAGACUUGCUUUCUCUGCGCCACCCCCGUUUGACUCACGUCCACCUCGUUGCACUACGCUACGUUAUAUACGCUAGCAUCCUUGGUCGUGCCAGACGGCCUCGCUGCAGCUUCGUCUCGAUCCUUGCUUCUCUCGCUGUGUCAAACGCUGCAAGCAGCAGCGACGGCAACUCACUCUCCCGGACAAGAUCAUCACACGCCAACUCCCCCCUUCCUCUGGUAGCGGACACUCACAAUGGAGUCCGAUGAGCAGCUCUACCCAAUUGCCGUCCUGAUCGACGAGCUAAAGUCCGACGAUGUCAAUCUGCGCCUCAACGCCAUCCACCGUCUCUCCACCAUCGCUCUGGCGCUGGGUCCCGAGCGCGCGAGGGACGAGCUGAUUCCCUUUCUACAGGACAGCCUCGACGACGAGGAUGAGGUGCUGAUGGCGCUCGCAGAGGAGCUCAGCAGCCCCUUUGUAGACUACCUCGGCGGCCCGCCUUUUGCUCAUCUCUUGCUCGGCCCGCUGGAGAAUCUCGCCGCGGUUGAGGAGACCGUCGUCAGGGAAAAGGCGACCGACUCGAUCACGAAGAUUGCAGAGGUCCUCUCGCAACCACAAGUGGAGGAGCACUAUAUCCCGCUCCUGCGCCGCCUGAGCGGAGGGGAUUGGUUCACCUCGCGUACCUCUGCCACCGCGCUCUUCAGUGCCAUCUAUGAAAAGGCCCAACCUGCCACGCAGGAUGAUUUGCGAAAGAUGUUCAGCCAGCUGUGCAAUGAUGACACGCCCAUGGUCCGGAGAGCUGCCGCGAGGGAUCUUGGCCCUUUCGCCAAGAAACUCUCCAAGGAGCUCGUAGUCUCAGACAUCAUCCCUCUUUACCGCAGACUAUCUUCAGACGACCAGGACAGCGUCCGGUUGCUGACGGUGCAAGACCUGAUCGCCAUCGCAGAGGUACUGGAGAAUGAGGAGACCAAGAACUACCUCCUUCCAAGCAUUCGGAACGCGGUUAUCGACAAGAGCUGGAGGGUGCGGUACAUGGUGGCCGACCACUUUGUAAAGCUUGCCGCGGCUGUCGGCGAGGAGAUCGUACGUGACGAGCUGGUCAUGGCGUUCGUGCACCUGCUCAAGGACAACGAGGCGGAGGUGCGCACUGCGGGUGCGGGCCAGGUACCCGGCUUUGCCAACUUGAUUGACCAGGACAUUAUCCUGGCGCGUCUCAUGCCGUGCGUGCGUGACCUCGCGAGCGACUCGAGCCAGCACGUUCGUGCCGCGCUCGCCACCCAGAUUUCAGGCCUGGCGCCCCUGCUGGGCAAGGAGCCGACGAUCGAGCACCUUCUCCCGCUCUUCUUGCAGCUGCUCAAGGAUGACUUCCCCGAUGUAAGGCUUAACAUCAUCUCCAAGCUCGAGCAGGUCAAUGAAGUCAUCGGCAUCGAUCUCCUCUCGCAAUCUCUGCUGCCAGCCAUCGUCGAGCUGGCUGAGGACAAGCAGUGGCGCGUGCGGCAGGCGAUCAUCGAAUACAUCCCUUUACUCGGCAAUCAGCUCGGCGUUCAAUUCUUCGAUGAACAGCUGAGCAACCUGUGCAUGUCGUGGCUCGGCGACACAGUCUUCUCCAUCCGCGAAGCAGCGACGGUCAACCUCAAGAAGCUCACCGACGUUUUUGGUGUCGAGUGGGCGCGGCAGACGAUCAUCCCCAAGGUGCUCCAGAUGGGCUCGCACCCCAACUACCUCUACCGCAUGACCACCAUCUUCGCCAUCACAACCAUGGCGCCCUCGCUGAACACGGGCGCCAUCGCGGAUAACGUGAUCGAUACCGUUGCGCAGAUGGUCGACGACCCCAUCCCCAACAUCCGCUUCAACGUCGCCAAAGCGUUCGAGGUGCUUGCCUCCGUCCUCAACCAGACAGCGCAGGGUAAGGAGCUCAUCCAGCAGCGCAUCGUGCCCGGAUUGGAGAAGCUCAAGGACGAUACCGAUGCCGAUGUCAGGUUCUUUGCGCAGAAAGCGCUUGAUUCGCUGCAAGGCCGAUAAGUGUAACAGUAGAUAGAUGAAUGAAAUACAGGCGCACCAUGGAAACGAUCAUGCAGAGAAGGAAACAGAUGCGUAUGCUCUGUGAAGCGCGAUUACCAUACAAAGAGGAGGGGGGCUUGCGAUUAGAUG